GCCAGACCCAGCGCUGUCACGGGCUCUUCCGGGUCUGGAGCGAGCUGCAGCGACUUGCGUGUUUUUUUUUCUUUUUUGUUUACGGGGUUCACGAUCGUUUUUCUCCGCAAAACAGGCUCCGACAGCGGCCGACGCACCUGAGGAACCAUGCCCUACGAGCUCAAGCACGUGUUUGCCAGCCUCCCUCAGAUGGAGCGCGGUCAGUCGAAGGUGAUCAGUGGAGACCCCAAAGGAAACAACUUCCUCUACACCAACGGCAAAUGUGUCAUUAUACGCAACAUCGACAACCCGGUGAUCGCAGACGUGUACACGGAGCACGCUCACCCCGUCCACGUGGCCAAGUACGCGCCCAGCGGCUUCUACAUCGCAUCAGGAGACGCUUCAGGAAAAGUGAGGAUCUGGGACACGACUCAGAAGGAACAUCUGCUCAAGUACGAGUACCAGCCCAUCUCCGGGAAAGUCCUGGACAUCGCCUGGACCGAGGACAGUAAACGCAUCGCCGUGGUGGGAGACGGGAGGGAGAAGUUCGCCUCGGUUUUCCUGUGGGACUCGGGUUCGUCUGUGGGGGAACUCACGGGUCACUCGAAGCUCAUCAACAGCGUCGACAUCAGACAGAAGCGUCCGUACAGAAUCGCCACAGGAAGUGACGACACCACCGCCGAGUUCUUCGAGGGACCACCCUUCAAGUUCAAGUUCACGCUCAAGGAACACUCUCAGUUUGUGAACUGUGUGCGUUUCUCUCCUGAUGGUUCCCACUUCGCCACGGCUGGAGCUGACGGACAGAUCUUCCUGUACGACGGUCAGAAGGGGGAGCUGGUUCGCUCUCUGGGGGGAGACAAGGCGCACAACGGUGGAAUCUACGCGAUAAGUUGGAGCCCUGACAGUUCCCAGCUCAUCUCUGCUUCUGGAGAUCGUACGGUGAAACUGUGGGACGUGGAGAGCGGCGCCGCGGCGACCACCUUUUCCGUGGGGUCCGAGGUUGGAGAUCAGCAGCUCGGGUGUCUGUGGCAGAAGAACCACCUCCUCUCUGUGUCUCUGAGCGGAAACAUCAACUACCUGGACAAGAACAACCCCACCCGGCCAAUCAGAGUCCUCAAGGGCCACUCGAAGUCGAUCCAGUGUCUGACCGUUCACAAAGGCGACGGUCGCUCCUUCAUCUACUCGGGGAGUCACGACGGACACAUCACGCGCUGGGACAGUGACAGUGGGGAGACGGAGUGUUUCAGUGGAAAAGGACACACAAACUCUGUGAGCCGCAUCUGCGUCAACGAGAACCACGAACUGGUGUCGUGCAGCAUGGACGAUACCGUCAGGUUCACCUCCACCAGCGCCACCGAGUACAGUGGAGAUGUGGUGAAGAUGGAUUCUCAGCCCAAGAGUGUGAGUGUGUCUUCAGGAGGACUCGCUCUGGUCGUCUGCAUCAAAGGGAUCGUUUUACUGAAGGACAAGAGGAAGGUUUUCACUCUGGACGAUCUGGACUUUGAGCCUGAGGUGGGCGCUCUGCAGCCAGGGGGCGCCACUGCCGCUGUGGGAGACUCGGAGGGUAAGAUCCACCUGUUUUCUGUGAGUGGAGGGGCUCUCUCCUCCACAGAUCCGAUCCUCGAGGCCAAAGGGAAACUCACAGACCUCGGCUUCUCUCCCGACGGCGCCUUCCUCGCCGCUCUCGACGAGAACAAGGUCCUGACUGUGUUUAGUGUGGCCGACAACUACGCCGUCAAAGGUCACUUUUACGGACACCACGCGAAGCCGGUGACCCUGAGCUGGAAUCCGGACUGUGAGCACCUCGCCACGGGGGGGAUGGACAUGAACGUCUACGUGUGGACCAUCAACAACGAGGACAAGAGGAUCAAGCUGCCGGACACUCAUCGCCUGCACCACGUGAGCAGCUUGGCCUGGUUAGAUCCUCACACUCUGGUCACCACCUCUCACGACGCCAACGUAAAGCAGUGGACCAUCACCUACUGAGACCGGAGACCAGACCUAGACCAGACCUAGACCGGGACUAGAGCGGGACUAGAGCCGGCCCGGGAUUCGGACCAGGAUCGCGGGGACUUGUGCGGACCCCAGACCCACGCUUGGCUUUGCAGGGUCUGAAUGACGAAUGCCUGUUGAUGUGUGAGCUGUUGAUUUAAACCUUCUCGUCGUUUUUGUCUUUUUAUAAUUUAUGUAAAACACGGUUCAUUGUUCACGCCAUGGCCACUUUAUUAGGUACGCCGCCUCGGACCCAGAUUUUUCCGCUGGUUCAUUCAGUUCAAAGUCUCCCUCAAGUCUCUUAUUUUUCUGAUGCUGGGCUCUUCCUUGGUCUAAACCAGGACUUGAACUUGGUCUAAACCAGGACUUGAACUUGGUCUAAACCAGGACUUGAACUAAAAUGGGUCUAAACUCCACUGGAACUAAACCAGAACUUAAGAUUAAAAUGGAUCUUUAUUUUUGUACUUAAAACAACAAAAAUGAGACUAAACCUGGACUGAGUCUGGACUGAGUCUGGACUGAGUCUGGACUGAGUCUGGACUGAGUCUGGACUGAGUCUGGACUGAGUCUGGACGAAAGUGCCCUGAUUAAAAUGAAUGUUUAUUUUUGUACUUAUUAUAAGAAAAACCAGGUCUGAACCAGGUCUGAACCAGGUCUGAACCAGGUCUGAACCAGGUCUGAACCGCUCUGAUCAUUAUGGAUUUUUAUUUUUGUACUUAUUUCAAGAGAAACCGGGUCUACACCGGGUCUACACCGGGUCUACACCGGGUCUACACCGGGUCUACACCGGGUCUACACCGGGUCGUCUCUUGUGUACCUAAUAAAGUGGCCAGUGCAUAUUUUUCCUUUUUUUCCUCCGACCCUUUAAAGGUAAAAUGAUUGACAGCUGGACAUUCCUUUGAUUGUCUUCCCCUGGUCGUGUGAGCGUCUCCAGCAGAGGGCGCCGUUUAACUUGAUGAAAAAAAUCACACAAAUAUUCAAAACUCUCCAAAAAUCUAUUUUUACAGAAUCUUUCCACUCGGCCCCGUUCAUUUUUCCUACACACUUUUUAUUGUGCUGAGCCCAGUGCAAAACUCCACACUGUAGAAAGAAGUGGACACGACGAAAACCCGCGAGCCGCCGCCGCCGCCGCCGCCGCUGCCGCCAUCGUCCAGACAGGAAGUGAGCGUGUGCGCGAGUGUGGCUCCAUCCACUCUGGCUCCGGGUCACUUUGUGUGUAAAAAAACGUGCUCACUUCUUUAGAGUCUGUGCUCUGAACCGACACCUGUCAAAUAAAAGUUCAAAAUGAAAAUAACUUCAUCAUAAAUAAAAUAAAAUACUUCAAACUAAAGUCCACGUUUACUUUUCAGUCAGAUUUACAUCAGAGACCGUGACUAAGACUAAGGCCCUAGAAUCUAAACCAGGUCUACAACCGGGUCUGAACCAGGUCUACAACCGGGUCUGAACCAGGUCUGAACCAGGACUAAACUGGGUCUAAGCACAGUCCAAACAUGGGCUUUCCCUAAUUAAGUCUAAACCAGGUCUAAAAACAGGUCUGAGCUGGGACUAAAGCAGGUCCAAAAUUGUUCUAAACCUAAACCAGAAGUUAACCAAGUCCAAGACCUAAACCAGGUCUAAACCAGGUCUAAACCAGGUCUAAACCAGGUCUAAACCAGGUCUAAACCAGGUCUAAACCAGGUCUAAACCAAGAAAACAUGUCCAAAAAGGUUUAAUAACUUCAUAUUUAUUUCUGUAAAAUUAAAAACUCAGAUUUAAAUGUCCAAUCUGUGACUUUAAGCGAUGAGGAAACUUUUCAGCUCUUGAUGAAAAAAGUGGGUGGGUAAAAUGAAUGGGACUUUUACCCUGAAACGGCGCCCCCUGGUGACCCCCCCCCUCCAGCUCAGAACCAUAAAGUGUCAGCCAACCUUGUCGUUCGGUCACAUUCCUGGAUCAUCUCUGCGUCUCUUCUCAUUUUGUGUUUUUGCCGUUUGCGUUUGAUCUGACGACUUCCUGUUCGACUGUGGGAGGGCGGAGUACUUCAGGAUACUUCAGGAUACUGCAGUACUGUGUGUACUUUUACUGCGACUCUGAAGUGUAUGUGCUGUCUGUGUGCGCACGGUGACGUCGGAUAUUUUCAUGUUUUAUGCAUCGCUCUGAACCCCGGAGCGACGAGGAAAUAAAUCAGAAACAUUUGGGUAAAAGUGA
Molecule: messenger RNA, 4155 nt
Organism: Boleophthalmus pectinirostris (great blue-spotted mudskipper)
Lineage: Eukaryota; Metazoa; Chordata; Actinopteri; Gobiiformes; Gobiidae
Gene: wdr1
Product: WD repeat domain 1
Exons: 15
Coding region: 148-1965 (605 amino acids)
Biological process (GO): locomotion; sarcomere organization; positive regulation of actin filament depolymerization
Cellular component (GO): cortical actin cytoskeleton
Molecular function (GO): actin filament binding
Source: RefSeq, a predicted model, not a curated record